AUGGCCGCCACACCGGACCCACUCCAGUCCUUCAAGUACAACACACUCACUCCAAUCGUUGGCCAACCAACGCGCAACAGCAUCAAAAUCCUCGAAAAGGAAAACCGCGACAAUGCACACAACAUCUACAGCACCCGUGGCACAGGCGGAGAAGGACACCUUCGACUCUGCUACACCACCCUAGCUGAGUACAAUGCACGCGACAUCAUGCUUGGCCGCCACUGGGUAGACCCCGUCCACCCAGGACCACGAGCCGACAUUCCACCAGGAGCCACAGCAGCACAGAUCGCCCAACGCAUCAGCGCCUACAAGUUCGACCUCAAAGAGUUCGAAACCUUCAAACAAACCGAACUGGCACUCCUCCACCAUGCCAUGGAAGCCAUCGAAGAAGUCUACUAUGCCGACAUGGAAGACCCCGACGAUGGCUACUCACAAGUCUCCUACAUCGACUUCAUUGUCUACCUGCGAGAAGAACAUGGAGAGCUCAGUGACGACGACCUUACCAAAAACAUGCAACGCAUGAACGUACCAUGGUCCCCAUCUGAACCAAUCCACAAGCUCUUCACGCAGAUCAACAAGGCCCGAGCCUUUGCCAGGAACAAUGACCCCAUCAGCGAAGCCGCUGCAAUCCGCUCGGCCGCAAUCAACCUCGAGAAGACAGGAGUCUUCCGCCUCGCCCUCCAGGAAUGGCGCCGCCGCCCUGCAGCUGAACGCGACUGGAGCACCUUCCAGCGCCACUUCAAAGCAGCCAACAAAGAACGAAUCCGCGACCCCAUUACCACUCAAGACGGAGGCUUCCACGACCAACACCGCGCAAACAAUGCCAACCAGAAACCCAACAACAACACGAAGAACCCAUACCAUGUCCGCGACAUGGAUGGCAACACCAUGGCCUACUGUUGGACACACGGAGUCCAAUGGGAUUUAUCCCACACCAGCCUGACCUGCCGCAACCGCCACCAUGACCACAACGAGAAAGCCACCCAGUUCAACAUGCUCGGAGGCCGUUGCAACGUGAAACGCAAGCCUGGUGAAGCAGCAAUCUUCAAGUUCCAGCCCAACAACGACAAAAACAAGGGCCGCAACAACCGUAACGCCAACAGCGCCACCAACGACGACAAUGCCACCAUCGGCACCAACACCACCGCCGGAGAGACCACCAACACCGGCAUGAGCACCCUCACGCCCUGA
Messenger RNA from Seminavis robusta, 1191 nucleotides. The record is from the annotation of a GenBank genome assembly. NCBI's taxonomy places the organism in Eukaryota, Bacillariophyta, Bacillariophyceae, Naviculales, Naviculaceae.